GGAGGUAGUACUAUUUUACGCCGUUUUGAUAAAAAUUUAUUUACCAAAUAACAAUGUGUGACUUUGUUUGACAUAUUCUGAAAAAAGAAAAUGGGGGAAAUAUAUAUUUUCAGCUCAGAAUGGGCCUCGGAAUCAUCGGAUAAGUUAUUAUUAUUACAACUCCGAUAGAUGGAAGUUGGAGGUGACAAACUUGGAGGCAAUGAUAAUUUACUGUUCAUUCAUCACUCUGCUGCUGCUGCUGCUUCUGUGCGCUGUAGAGAAUGGAAAGGCAAGUUGGCCUUCUGUUACCCCCACCCAUCAUCGAAAAGAAGAAGAAACUGCGGGAGACUUUCUAAAGCUUUGGAGAUAGUGGUAUAGGUUAGUGUUGGUAAUUGGUGUCCCAACCCAAGAAGAAUUUCAAGUGGGUCAUCUCUCUGCCUGCCUGAAUAUGUGACCCUACAUCCCACUUGUUGGUCUUUGCUGUCUGUCUCCACCUCGCACCCCACCCAACCCAAGCUCACCCACUGACCCCUCUUUUUGCUUUUAUUAUUAACAUUCUUUUUUUCCAUUCUUCCUAAUAUUUUAUUAAUAUGACUCCCUAUUCUAUUCUACAUACAUAUAGGAAUUAGCCUUUCUUCUCUAUCUUCUGGAUGGAAUAAAGCGCCAAUCUGUUUCUCCCUUCACGCAAUCAACUAUACAGUGUCUAAGUUUAUAUGCCAUAAAGGAGCAGACUUUACUUUCCUGGGUCUGAGGGUUUUAUUGGAAGUUGACCUGAAGAGUAUUUGGAGGUUGUGUAUGAAAUUCGGACUGUGUUGUCAUUUGGAUUUGGGACUGGGAUUGAGAUUUCAUGCUCGGAGUCAGGGGAUGGAGAGGUUUAUUAUGGCCAACUUUCAUCUUCUUUAACAUUGGCCAUUCACAAUAACAUGAAAAACUUUUUGAGGAAACUUCAUUUGGGGUCCAAUCAUUCUGAGGAUUCAGAAGGGUCAGCAAAGGGGAGUAAUAAGUUGAGUGAUAUAUCUUCGCCUGAAAGGAAUUUAUUAAUCUCUAAAUCCCACCACGGGUCUGAACACAACAAGCCCUUUUCAGCAAUUUCGGGAUGGUUGAACUCUGUUUCAAGUAAACACAGUACUCCUCCCCCUUCUUCUUGUUCUAAUGUGAAUAAAGUUGACAGAAUGGAACCUACUGAUUCUGUGAGUAGUAGUGGUGGCUUAGAGGCUGCUCUGGAAGCAGUUAGGCUUGAGUCUGAGUCAACAAAUUCGAGGGAUCCUGAUAUUGAAGAAGAGUAUCAAAUUCAAAUGGCUUUAGAGUUGAGUGCCAGGGAGGAUCCUGAGGCUGUUCAGAUUGAGGCUGUGAAGCAGAUCAGUUUAGGAUCUUGCCAGCCUGAAAACACCCCAGCUGAAGUUAUAGCAUAUCGUUAUUGGAAUUACAAUGCUCUUAGCUUUGAUGAUAAGAUCCUGGAUGGUUUCUAUGACCUAUAUGGCAUCGUGACCGGAUCCACUUCAUCAGAAAUGCCUCCCCUUGUUGAUCUGCAAAGAACACAUGUAUCAGAUCACAUAAGUUGGGAAGCUAUUCUUGUAAAUAGAGCUGCUGACUCCAACUUGUUGAAGCUUGAACAGAGGGCUUUGGAGAUAGCUGUCAGUUCAAGAUCUGAACCGUUAAACUUCUCAAGUGGAGAUUUGGUGCAGAAGCUCGCUGUUUUGGUCUCUGACCACAUGGGGGGGCCUGUGGCCGAUCCUGACAAUAUGCUAAUAGCAUCGAAAGACCUUUGUUGUAAGUUAAAACAAACUCUCGGAAGCAUGGUUUUGCCCCUUGGUUCUUUGAUCGUUGGGUUGGCUCGUCAUCGUGCUUUACUGUUCAAGGUUUUGGCUGAUAGUAUUGGCGUCCCUAGCCGGCUAGUGAAAGGACAGCAGUAUACAGGCUCUGACGAUGUUGCAAUGAAUUUUGUAAAAAUGGAUGAUGGAAGAGAGUACAUUGUAGAUUUGAUGGCAGCCCCUGGUGCUCUUAUUCCAUCUGACACUGCAGGAGGGCAGGCAGGAGACUAUGAAGAUUUCCAUUUCAGCAGCACAGUGUCCAAAGACGUUGACAUCCCCCAAACAGCAUCCUCUAGCAGUGGCAUUACUUCUUCGUCUGAGGAACUCAAUGAGACUGAAAAAGGGUCCAGGUUGAGGAAAAGUGUUAUUGCAGGAAAAGAAUCUUCUUCCUCGGGUGAAUUUGAAAAGCCUUUAAAAAAGGAGCCUGCCAGAACCAUUCAUCCUUAUUCACAUGCAAGGUCUCCAUCCUGGACUGAAGGGGUUAGUUCCCCAGCUGCACAUAGGAUGAAAGUGAAAGACGUUUCUCAAUACAUGAUGGAUGCUGCCAAAGAAAACCCGCAUCUUGCCCAGAAACUCCAUGACGUCUUACUUGAAAGCGGAGUCGUUGCACCCCCAAACUUGUUUUCCGAAAUUUAUUCAGAUGGGUUAGAUGUCUCGGUGAAAUCAAAGGGCGAUGUGGAAAAUAAAAAAAGAGUUAACUUGCAGAAUAAGAAGGGAGGAGAUGAUCUUGAUCGAGCUCGCUUCUUGCCUCCCUUGCCACAUCAUUGUAAAAAUUUAAAGGGAAAUCCACGUGGGCUAUUGGGGCGUAAUGUAGACGAAGUUAAUGAGCAUGCUGUUUCUCCAAGGAAGAAGUAUACCAAAAAUAUGCCGGUUGCCGCUGCUGCUGCUGCAGCUGCUGCUGUGGUUGCAUCUUCAAUGGUAGUAGCUGCCGCAAAGACAUCUUCUUCUGAUCCAAAUGUUGACCUCCCUGUCGCAGCGGCAGCCACAGCCACAGCGGCAGCUGUAGUGGCAACUACUGCAGCUGUCAGUAAGCAAUACGACAAAUUGGAUGUAUCUGCUCAUUUUCCAGAUAGUCCCGCUUGUUUUAAUCCAUUAGAAUUGGCGAGAAGUGGCGGAGAUGCUAAUGUCGGUGAGCUCCAGGGAAGUGGUGACAGAGUGCGUGAGGCACUUGGAGUAAAUUCAGAGGGUGAGAGAAUAUCUGAUAGGUCGACUGAAAACGAUAGCGCAAGAUCUGACGCAAUGCUUAAUGAUGUGGCAGAGUGUGAGAUUCCGUGGGAAGAUAUUGUCAUUGGAGAACGUAUUGGCCUUGGAUCCUACGGGGAGGUAUAUCGUGGAGACUGGCAUGGAACUGAAGUCGCUGUCAAGAAGUUUUUGGACCAAGAUAUUACUGGGGAAUCUCUUGAAGAAUUCAAAAGUGAGGUAUGGAUCAUGAAAAGGCUUAGGCAUCCUAAUGUUGUUCUUUUCAUGGGAGCUGUUACCCGUCCUCCAAACCUUUCAAUUGUUACUGAAUUUCUACAUAGAGGUAGUCUGUACAGAUUGAUCCAUCGUCCCAACACUCAGUUAGAUGAACGGAGACGAUUAAGGAUGGCUCUUGACACAGCUCGAGGAAUGAACUAUUUGCACAAUUCCACCCCAAUGAUAGUCCAUCGCGAUUUGAAGUCUCCAAAUCUCCUUGUUGAUAAGAACUGGGUUGUAAAGGUAUGUGAUUUUGGGCUAUCAAGAAUGAAGCAUAGCACGUUUCUUUCUUCAAGGUCAACAGCGGGAACGGCGGAGUGGAUGGCUCCAGAAGUACUGCGAAAUGAGCCAUCAGAUGAAAAAUGUGACGUAUAUAGCUUUGGAGUCAUAUUGUGGGAGCUUUGCACAUUGCAGCAACCUUGGGGAGGGAUGAACCCCAUGCAAGUAGUCGGUGCGGUUGGAUUUCAGCACCGUCGCCUAGAUAUACCCGAUGACAUGGAUCCUGCUGUUGCAGACAUUGUUAGAAAAUGCUGGCAAACAGAUCCGAAAUUGCGCCCUUCAUUUACUGAAAUCAUGGCUGCUUUAAGACCUCUGCAAAAACCAAUUACCAGUUCCUAUGUGCCAAAGGCACAGCCAUCCAGAAGCCAAGGGAAGGGUAAGCUGUUGCAGCUUCCGGAAGAUUCAGUUUCUGGAAGGAGCCGCUGAAAAAGCAUACUGACGCUCACUCCUUGGAAGCAGUAACAAGUUCAAACUAUUGGAAGCAGACGUGCAAUUCUUUUCUAUCUUUUUUUCCCCUCUGAUCUCCUGUUGCUUUUAUUCUUGGCUUAUAUAUCAUUUGCCGCGAUCUUCAAAGUUGUCCAUUUGUUUGUAGAUUAUUUUUGGACUCUUGUAAUUACAUAUGUACACUGCUUAUGUUUUAAUCAACCUUUCUUCACAGAAGUAUCAAGUGAAAAAGAUCAUUCGAAAGCGUUUUCCUUCAAAUGAAACUAAUGCGUGAUUGUGGGC
This is a messenger RNA of Cuscuta epithymum, 4250 nucleotides long. NCBI's taxonomy places the organism in Eukaryota, Viridiplantae, Streptophyta, Magnoliopsida, Solanales, Convolvulaceae. The record is from the annotation of a GenBank genome assembly.